Messenger RNA from Fulvia fulva, 564 nucleotides. RefSeq lists its product as uncharacterized. Lineage: Eukaryota; Fungi; Ascomycota; Dothideomycetes; Mycosphaerellales; Mycosphaerellaceae. The transcript has 2 exons. Bases 1 to 564 code for a protein of 187 amino acids. The record is from RefSeq and is a predicted model, not a curated record.
AUGCUCACCACCCUCCUCCUCAGCCUCGCAGCAAUAGGAACAUCAUCAGCAGCAGCAUUAUCAACCCGCGCCCCAGCAACCUUCUUCCGCAUCUCCUCCCUCGAGGCCUCAGACUUCGCCUACCCCCAAUACCCCGAGUCGCACCGCGUGAACUUCACAGUCUCGAACCCCAAUGCAGUGUACGAGCAAGGUGGCAACAUGCCGAGCAUCUGUAUGGUUGAAUGGUCCGGCUGCGAGCCUCCAACGUGCCUGACCCCGUGCCUUAACCCGGCCUACGACAGUGGCGACUCACCCUAUUACGCCCGGGUCAUUCCCGGUCAGGACAAGAAUUCUCACGCGUGGAGUCUGGAGGUGAAGGAGUAUUUCACGUAUAAGAACAGUGUGCUCAACGAGGUGACUGUACCCUUUGUGGCUGGGGAGGGUGGAUAUUCGUGUCCGAUAGUGUCUUCGGUGAGGACGGUGUGCGAUGUGGAUGGGUAUGAUGCGACGUUCCAGACGAGUUAUGGCGGGAGCGCGCCGCCGUAUAAUGGGGAGGAGGUGUGUGAGAGGCCGAAGCAGGGGUAG